AGCUAUUCAGUUUUAACAUUCGUAUAAUUGUCUCGUUUGGGAAGAGAAGAGCUAGCUAAAUUAGCUACAUAUACUAUUUCGUCGAGCCAGCGUAAACAAUGACAUUACUAUGCCCCCUAAAGCCAAGGCAGCAGGUAAGGGCAGAGGACCACCCAAGAGAAAGCUUGCUGAAGCAUUCCCCCCAGGGGAAGUGCUGACAGACACAGGCAAGAAGUCCUGGAAACUGGGAUCCCCCAUCGGACAGGGUGGCUUUGGACUCCUCUAUCUGGCUGAUGAGAAUUCUUCUAAAACAGUUGGAGCCGAUGCCCCUUAUGUCAUCAAAGUGGAGCCCAGUGACAACGGACCACUGUUCUCGGAGCUCAAGUUCUACAUGCGAGCUGCCAAGCCGGAUCUAAUUCAGAGUUGGACAAAGUCCCACAAGCUGAAGUAUUUAGGAGUUCCAAAGUACUGGGGGUCUGGGCUCCAUGAGAAAGGAGAUAAAAGGUACAGGUUCAUGGUGAUGGACCGGUUUGGGUUGGAUUUGCAGAAGAAGUUUGAGGAGAGCGGAAGGCAGUUCCCCAGAAAACUGGUCCUGCAACUCGGGUUGAGACUUCUGGACAUUCUAGAGUACAUCCAUGAGCAUGAGUAUGUCCACGCUGACGUCAAAGCCUCCAACCUUCUGCUCAGCCACAAAAACCCCAAUCAGGUUUAUCUAGUAGAUUACGGGCUGGCCUAUCGGUACUCUCCUGAAGGCAUACUGAAAGAGUACAAGGAGGACCCUAAGAGGUGCCACGACGGGACCAUCGAGUUCACCAGCAUCGACGCCCACAAAGGAGUCUCUCCCUGUAGGAGGAGUGACCUGGAGAUCAUGGGCUACUGCAUGAUCCAGUGGCUCUGUGGUAAACUGCCCUGGGAAGACAAGCUACAGGAUCCCCUCUACGUCAGAGACUCCAAAAUACAAUGCCGAGAUGACAUCUCAGCGUUCAUGUCCAAGUGUUUCCCCUCACAAGACAAGCCAGAAGAACUUCAGAAGUUUAUGGAGGAGGUGAAGACUCUAAGCUACACAGACAAGCCAGCCUAUCAGAAGCUCCGGUCCAUUCUGGAGGCGGGGCUUAAGUCAGUUGGAGCCAAGGACGACGACAAGUUGGAGUUCUCCUCAGCGCUCAACGGGGCCGGGCCUUCGUCCUCUGCCAAGAAGAUUCCCAAAAGGAAACGAGUGGUAGAUUAUAAAGAGGACUCAAAUGACGAAUCGUACGUCACUCCCACCAAAAAAAGAAAAUCUCCAAAGAAGAAAGACAUUAACGGAGUGAAGAAGGUGGCCAGUGCUAAUAAGGCUAGUCCGGUAAAUGUGGCUGCCACUCCUAAAAACAAGCUGGUAGAGACGGGAACCCAAACCACACCUGGCCUGAAGAGAGCCCGAGGCAGACCCAAGAAGAAGGUGGACCCGGUAGAAUAGAGUCCUUAUUUCAACCUUCCAUAGUUUCUAUUUGCUCAGCUUCCUUUUCGCACUGUCUGCUUUUAAGAGAGACUCCUUUUUUAAAGUUUGUACAGUAUCAUUUGUAUCUGUUCUGAACUGUGCAUGUUUUUUGAUAUUACAUUUUAUUAACAUGCAGGGCCUGUAAGUCUAAUAAUAAAGGAAUGAUAGUAAUAUUGA
Molecule: messenger RNA, 1633 nt
Organism: Esox lucius (northern pike)
Lineage: Eukaryota; Metazoa; Chordata; Actinopteri; Esociformes; Esocidae
Gene: vrk1
Product: VRK serine/threonine kinase 1
Exons: 13
Coding region: 110-1435 (441 amino acids)
Biological process (GO): peptidyl-serine phosphorylation; signal transduction
Cellular component (GO): cytoplasm; nucleus
Molecular function (GO): ATP binding; protein serine/threonine kinase activity
Source: RefSeq, a predicted model, not a curated record